Messenger RNA from Lacerta agilis (Sand lizard), 2174 nucleotides. It is a transcript of the gene TPRG1L, whose product is annotated as tumor protein p63 regulated 1 like. Gene Ontology annotation, cellular component: cytoplasm; synaptic vesicle. The transcript has 5 exons. Lineage: Eukaryota; Metazoa; Chordata; Lepidosauria; Squamata; Lacertidae. The record is from RefSeq and is a predicted model, not a curated record. Bases 65 to 925 code for a protein of 286 amino acids.
GCAGAAGGCGCUGCUGUGAGGCGGCCGCCGGACAGGCCUGGCGCGCUGUGCGCCGGUGUGGGCGAUGCUGCAGAUGCGGGACUCGGUGGAAGGCGUCGGGCCGGGCUCCUGCGAGGGCUCCGGGGGGGCGGCACUGCUGGUACCCGCGGCUGAGGCCGACGUGCCCUUCACGCCGACGGGGGAGCUGCCGCCCAGCUCGCCGUCCGCCUCGCUGUUGGCGCAGGCGCCGCCCAGGCAGACCCUGCGGCCCCUCAGCGUCCGAAACCCCACCCGGGGGGGCCGCCUCAAGGAGUACUUCGUCUUCCGGCCAGGAACAAUAGAGCAGGCAGUGAACGAGAUACGAGUGGUGGUGAUGCCCACUGAAGAUGGAGAAGUGCAGAGUGUAUGGCUGCUGACUGAAAUUGAUCACUGGAACAAUGAGAAGGAACGCUUGGUUCUCAUUACUGAUUGGUCCCUUUUGAUCUGUAAAUAUGACUUCAUCAGCCUGCAGUGCCAGCAAGUGACCAGAAUAUCACUUAAUGCCGUUGAUACAAUUUCCAUUGGAGAAUUUGAGUUUCCUCCUAAAUCACUGAAUAAACGAGAAGGCUUUGGAAUCAGAGUCCAGUGGGAUAAACAAAGCCGUCCCUCCUUCAUAAAUAGAUGGAACCCAUGGUCCACAAAUGUGCCAUAUGCCACCUUCACAGAACAUCCCAUGGCUGAUGCUGAUGAAAAGAUUGCAUCUCUUUGUCAAUUGGAGAACUUCAAAACUCAACUGAUCCAAGCUGUGAAGAAGGCCCACAAGGAGUGCCCUCUGCCUGGGAGGGCAAAUGGAGUUCUGCUGCUGGAGCGCCCUCUUCUCAUUGAGACCUAUGUGGGAUUGAUGUCUUUCAUCAAUAAUGAGGCCAAGUUGGGCUAUUCAAUGACAAGAGGCAAAAUUGGAUUUUAAAAGUCUGCUUCCAAAAAAAGGGUGGAGAGAUCACUGCCUAUCAAGUCCCUGGAAGAAGAAAGUGGGAGAGAGAACAUCAUAUAGAGGAGUUUCCAGCUCAUCUAACAGAAGUCUUGCUUGUCAUAAAAUUCAUUUGGUGAGUCAAAUAAAUAUUCCAGUGAAAAGUUCUUUCCCUGUCAGUGUGUCUCAAGUAAGCCACCUGUAUAUUUUGAAGCAUGGUUUCAUUUUUAACUCUUGCCAGUAAACAUAUUACUUUUGCAAGUGUCAUAUUUACGUAUGCUCGAGGUUGUUUUGCAGGGAUAAAAGUUCUCUCUCUUUUGAUUUAAAGAGAGCACCUGUUGGUUUGACAGGUUGUGAACUGUUUUGCUAAAGUGAUUAUUUUGUCAGAACCCAAGUUAUUUUCUGUUAAUCUUUGGAGACUGCACAUUUGAGUGGAAAUGUGGUUGAGUGAUGGUAGUUGCCUUUAAUAACCUUCUAUAGUCAGAUGCAAAUGCAGCUAGCUACAGCUUCUCGUUGCAGUCAGAUAUCCAAAGAAGUCUCACUGUGAACACACAAGCAGCAGUGUCUGAUUUUUAUAUUAACUUUUGCCACAUGGGAUCAACUUUUUUUUUAUCUUAUAGGAAAAGGGAAUUUUUGAUUAGCUUUCUACUUUGUUUUAAUCUAAACUAGAUGAAUAGCACCAAAGUACCUCUCUAAUAAGAGGGCUGGGAGAAACGACUAUGGACAUUUCCUUAAAACUAGACAAACCUGUAACUCUUAAAAGUCAAGUAUAUAGAGACUUUCUGCUCUAUUGCAUGAAUAAUGUUCUGUGGCUGGGAUCCAAAGGGCCAUGUGAGGUUUGUGCAUAAGGAUUUAUCGGAAACUCCUCGUAUCCUUCCUCCAAAAAGGUACCCCAAAAGGUCAAGGAUAUUUCCAGGUGGCAUUCCAUGAGAUAAGAUGCUGCCAGAAGGGAGAAAAUAGCAACCAUGCCAGCCCUCCCAGUGCCUGCACAUGAGCUUUGGCUCCCGGCCUGUGUCACCUUUGCUGGUUGAAUCUUUCUAUGCUUACUGAAAGUUUGUCACUAAUAUGCAAGAAAUCCUGCUUUGGUACUGGUAAUCCAAUGUUUUAUAGUGCUUAUUUCUCUGAACCAUUUUUUUCCCCUCUGAAAAUUUGUGUCAAAAUAUAUGGUGCUGGAAUGGAACCGAAUGCAUGACCCUUUUUGUCUUAAGCAAGGUAUAUUUAAGCUUAAUAAACUUGAAGUAAAUGUGAA